GGUGUGCACUCGGGCGAGUUCACGCUUGCUCUUCUCCACCCGCCAGUGAGGUCCUUCGGCACGGAAGACCGGCCCACAGAGCGGCCUGCGCCCCCUAGAGAGGAGGUCUAUGAGUACAUCAUCUUUCGGGGCAGUGACAUCAAGGACAUCACCGUGUGUGAACCCCCAAAAGCACAGCACACGCUUCCUCAGGACCCUGCCAUUGUCCAGUCCUCCCUAGGCUCGGCCUCCACGUCGUCCUUCCAGCCACAUGUGCCUUACAGCCCCUUCCGAGGGAUGCCGCCCUACAGCCAGCUGGCCGCCAGCUCCCUGCUCAGCCAGCAGUACGCAGCCUCCCUGGGUCUGGAGAAGGUGGUCAGCCCUCCUGUCUCGGCCGCCGCCUCCAGCCCCAGCUCCUCUCCAUCGCCUCAGCCCGGGUCAGAGCUGGACAUGUCCUCAGAGCCCCACCAGCUGACUGCCAAGGCUGCUUUUCCAUCCAUCCCGGUCGGCAAGAGCCCCAUGGUGGAGCAGGCUGUGCAGACGGGCUCCGUGGACAACCUGAACAGCAAGAAGCUGUUGCCUAGCAAGGGCUCCGUGGGUGCACAGCUCCACAGUCGCCAGGCCCAGCCCGGCAGCAAGACAGCCAGCGAUGUCGCUCAGUCCGCUGUUGUGCAGAGUCAGGGGCAGGUGAACGACGAGAACAGAAGGCCUCAGAGGAGAAGAUCAGGGAACCGGCGGACGAGGAACCGCUCCCGAGGGCAAGCCCGCCCUGCCGGCACCAAGGAGCACACCAUCAAGUUUGAAGGGGACUUUGACUUUGAGAGUGCAAAUGCUCAGUUCAACCGGGAAGAGCUGGACAAAGAAUUCAAGAAGAAACUGAAUUUUAAAGAUGACAAAGCCGAGCAGGGGGAAGAGAAGGACACGGCAGUGGUGACUCCAAACGACGAGGCCCCCCCUGAGGAAGACCUCCUGGGGCCCAACUGCUACUAUGACAAGUCCAAGUCCUUCUUUGACAACAUCUCCUCUGAGCUCAAGACCAGUUCCAGGCGGACCACGUGGGCUGAGGAGAGGAAGCUCAACACGGAGACUUUUGGUGUGUCUGGUCGGUUUCUCCGAGGACGCAGCUUCCGGGGCGGCUUUCGAGGGGGCCGAGGGGCUGGAACUGCCCGCCGCAACCCAACCACCCACAGAGCCGGGACUGGCCGUGUGUGAGGCUGCAGCCAGGGCUCCUGCAGAGGGCUCAGCAGACACGCAGAGGACACUUGCUGAGGGAGAAGCGGCCACAUCGACUGGUUGUCUUUCCCACUCCUUGCUGGACUGAACUCGGCGUGUCUGGGGGCCUCCGGUGGACUAGGUCUAGUCCCCAUCCUUCCUCGGGAGCACAGCCAGCCCAGGACUCCAUAGUGCAUUUUUCCAGUGGGCAGCGUUACGGCAGCUUUGACUUUAAAUUAAAGUGCAACUGACAUUGGCACAGGUGGCCACCCCGCUUGCCCAGCGUGUCCCCACAGCCCGCCACCCAGGGCCAGCCCAGGGGAUCGUGUCAUAAAGCAAUCUGGGCACCUUGCCAUCUGCAGCACGCCAGGAGGACUGGGCGAGCCCCUCUGGUUAAGGUGGGCCCAAACUUUGCUCUGAGCCAGCAGCACUAGCCUCCACAGGUGGGAUCGGAGCCCAGCCAGGGGGGUCCUCCCUCAUCCACUUAGGAAGUGAGCCCACCCCUCUCAAUGUACAUAGUUCAUGUUUCUGCCCAGGGCAGGCAGGCGAGCAUACAAACUGGUUGCAUGAGCAGGUCAGACUUUAGUGUAGCAUGCAGCCCGAUGACGGGCAUUUUGUUGACGACGAGCACCUUGGUUACAAAACCCCUUCAGUAGCUGUCAAGGCUCCGUUGUAUCUUCUCUCGACUCCGUCGCUGUGAAGCCGACUUCACAGCCAAGGGUUGAGAUACUAGUGGUGGGGUUGCUGUUGGUAGUCAUGUAAAUUGUGAUUAUAAAUAAACAUGCAAAUGUUUUAGUUUCUUCUCAUCCCA
Echinops telfairi (small Madagascar hedgehog) is the source of this 2002-nucleotide messenger RNA. RefSeq names its product LSM family member 14B (gene LSM14B). The transcript is spliced from 9 exons. NCBI's taxonomy places the organism in Eukaryota, Metazoa, Chordata, Mammalia, Afrosoricida, Tenrecidae. The annotation marks the transcript as partial. Gene Ontology annotation, molecular function: mRNA binding. The record is from RefSeq and is a predicted model, not a curated record.